ACCAACCGUCCGUAUUCGCGCGAAGCCAAGCCAAGCUAACAAGCCACCUCUCCUCCUUGGACUUACUCUGAUUCUGAAAUUUCCCUCAUUAAAGUCUUCAACUUCCCCAUCUCAUCCCGUACCUUCUACUUCAAUUCAAUCGACUACCACGAUAUUAUCCAACACUUCAACUACCAGGGUUAUCGAUUCAAUCAAAUCAUCUUUAUUGGGCGGAAACGAUCACCGGACCGAUCUUUAUUGGGCUUUAUUCAUUUAGGUUCAAUUGGAUCGGGUCCGUUCGCAGCUUUUAGAAGUAGGGGAAUCCUGCAAAUUAAAGCUUGGAUUUUAGGUUUUUCUGGGUUGGGUUUUGAAUUUGGGAUAAAUGGAUUCGAGUCGAAGAGCGGUGGAAUCGUACUGGAGGUCGCGUAUGAUCGAUGGAGCCACCUCUGAUGAAGACAAGGUCACGCCCGUUUACAAAUUGGAAGAAAUUUGUGAACUUUUGCGGUCCUCGCAUGCCAGUAUUGUAAAGGAGGUUUCUGAGUUUAUAUUGAAACGCCUUGACCAUAAGAGUCCAAUUGUUAAGCAGAAGGCUCUUAGGUUGAUAAAAUAUGCUGUGGGGAAAUCUGGCGUGGAGUUCAGGAGAGAAAUGCAAAGACACUCUGUUGCCGUGCGUCAGUUAUUUCACUACAAGGGGCAGUUGGAUCCUUUGAAAGGGGAUGCACUUAACAAAGCUGUGCGGGACACUGCUCAUGAAACGAUCUCUGCCAUCUUUUCAGAGGAAAAUAAGCCAGCUCCUGUUGAAGAUCGUAACAGAAGAAUCCAAGGUUUUGGAAAUAAAAACUAUGAAAUGCCAUCGGAAGAUAAGAAAUCGUUUCUCAGUGAGGUAGUUGGUAUUGGAAGUGCAUCUAUCAAGCAGGGUAUAAGUAGCUUCACACAAAGUAACUCGAUGAGGAAGAAUGACAGUGGAAACUACAAGAGUCCAACUCUCCAUAGGUCAUUGACCAGAGAAUCAGAGUAUACGGAUAGAUAUGAACCAGUUGAAUUACGCAAUGAGACUCAGGGAAGUUCUGGAUUUUCGAGAAGUGUGGCCAGUGGGCCUUGGAAUCAAGAUUCAGGAUCAAGUAACACUGAAAUGACCAAUGGGAAUACAUCUUCAAGUCACUCUGAAAGUAAGACUCCUGAGGAGAGACUGCUGGAGACUAUUGUAACAUCAGGUGGUGUACGAUUACAACCUACUCGAGAUGCCAUUCAGAUUUUCCUUGGGGAAGCCGCAAAGUUGAAUGCAUUAGCUUUAAGUCAUGCUCUUGAAUCUAAGCUUCAAUCCCCGCUGUGGCAGGCUCGCAUGAAAGCUGUAUGUGUCCUUGAGUCAAUUUUGAGGAAGAAAGAUGACGAACCAUUUACAGUUGUUGCAUCAUAUUUUAGUGAAAACAUAGAUGCUGUUGUGAAAUGCUCCGAGUCGCCCCAAGCUUCCCUGAGGGAAAAGGCAAACAAGGUUUUGAGCCUCCUGGGUGGAGAACAGACAGGAAGUACUAUACGUGUUUCAGAAAAGCAUGUGAAGGCCGACGCCGUUCCUGUUGUUCAAAUGCCUGACUUGAUAGACACUGGUGAUCAAGAUGAUUUCCUAGGAACACAGAAUUCAGAAGACCAGCAAAAUGACCAAAUUAUCACGAACCUGACAAAACCACCCCCACUAAUUGAUGAUUUAUUCGGGGAUAAUUUCAGCAAUGCUGUUAGCACUAGUGAACUGAAAAAUGAUGAUGACCCCUUUGCAGAUGUUUCAUUUCACUCAAGCGAGAGUAAAGAACCUGCUGAUCUCUUUUCUGAGAUGACUGUUGACAGUAAAGAGGAUGCUAGUGCAAAUCAUUUAGCAAAGAAAACUGCCCCUGAACUAUUUGAUAUUUUUGGGUAUGAUUCUGGAAUUACAAUGGAGCAGGAAAACCAGAAGAAAGAUGUUGAUGAUUUAAUGAUUGGUUUGUCCAUCAAUGAAAAUGGCCCAAAGGCAGAGCAAAAGGGAAGCUCUUCUGGGUUACUUUCUCAAGCUUUAUUCUCAGAUACAAAAAGUCAUCCCAGUCAUCAGGUCUCUAAUGAUAUGACUGGUAUCCUUGGUCCUCAAACUGUAGGGAUGAAUGCUAAUUUUAUGUUCCCUCAGGGUGCUAUGCCGUAUAAUAUUCCACCAGGGUUUAUGUUCAAUCAAGCGUUUCCUUCUCAACAGAUUAAUUAUGCUGCCAUGGGAAAUCUAUUUGCACAACAGCUAGCCCUCCAACAGCUUGGGCAUCUAACUGCUCAAAACUCUGGCAGUGUUCAGGUUGCUGGAGCGACAGAUGGUGCCCUUCCUGACAUAUUCCAACCAAAUUUUCCAGCUCCAGCUGCUAAUCCAACAGUGAACAGUUCAAAAAAAGAGGACACAAGGGCAUUUGAUUUUAUUUCUGAUCAUAUUGCAGCUGCCCGUGAUCCAAAGAGAUUGGUGUAACUCUUCAAAAGGAACCAGAAAUAUGGGUACGAGUACUUUGAAGGCAUGUUUGACCAGGAGUGUAUUCGCUUGAGACGGAUAAAUUAAAAAAUAUUCUUUUACAAUAAUGGGACAUUUGCACAAAGAUUACCCACAUGUUUCCAUGUAAAUUGCGUCCAAAUUGACAAGAGGGUUAAACGUCCAGGAGCUUAGAUGAAAGAGGGUGGGAAUGGUUAAAAAUAUUGUCCAUUUUCAAAAUAGAACAAGCAAAAGAAUGUUGUUUAGCUAGUUUUUUCCGUUUUUCGAAUCUGUAAUGCAAGCACCAAUUUCAUGUUUUUUUUUCUUUCCUUUCGAGACUCCUGGAGUGUUUUUAUCUUUCAUUUUCUCCAAUGAGUUUUUGUACUUUGAUUUCUCCUUCCACGAGAAGUACUCGUGGAACAUAUCUCCGAACACAGUUUUGGUUAGCGGGGUGGGGAAAGGUAAUAGAAGGCUUUAUAUAUUGUCAAGCUUUUAUAUUUUAAUUUAUGGAGUCGUAUAAUAAUAAUAAUGGCCAAGCCUAUGGUGGUACAUAUUGUUCUCA
Messenger RNA from Humulus lupulus (European hop), 3008 nucleotides. Its product is annotated as protein MODIFIED TRANSPORT TO THE VACUOLE 1. Gene Ontology annotation, molecular function: phosphatidylinositol binding; ubiquitin binding. NCBI's taxonomy places the organism in Eukaryota, Viridiplantae, Streptophyta, Magnoliopsida, Rosales, Cannabaceae. Gene Ontology annotation, cellular component: trans-Golgi network membrane. The record is from RefSeq and is a predicted model, not a curated record. The transcript is spliced from 5 exons. The coding region runs from base 362 to 2449 and encodes 695 amino acids.